Humulus lupulus (European hop) is the source of this 3076-nucleotide messenger RNA. RefSeq names its product pentatricopeptide repeat-containing protein At5g65560. NCBI's taxonomy places the organism in Eukaryota, Viridiplantae, Streptophyta, Magnoliopsida, Rosales, Cannabaceae. Bases 313 to 3066 code for a protein of 917 amino acids. The record is from RefSeq and is a predicted model, not a curated record. Gene Ontology annotation, molecular function: protein binding. The transcript has a single exon.
AUUAAAUAUCAAUUGUUCUAAGGAAAAAAAACCCAUGAUUAUAGAGUAUGGCUGAACCCCAAACCAAAGGGGCCAAGCCUAGCCAAGCCAAGCCUGGAGUCAGUCACAGUGACGGACCCAGCAAAAACACUCACAGCCUAAACCUCCCUUUUUGGCGGCUCUCCUUCUCCUUCUCCAACUCCAUCACCAUUUUCGUUUCGCAUCCUUCUAAUCCCUCUCAAUCUCAAACCUCUCUCCCUUUUAAGCUCCAGCGAUCCAGCCAUACCCAUCUUCUAUGAGACGAAAGUCCAAACCUCUCCGCCGGCGCCAUUCAUGAAUGGAGUCCUCUUCUCCGCCGCCGUCCGGUACUCCAAGAUGUUGAGAAAACCCAUGGCCAUUAUCGUCGCUCCAGGUGAGUCCUCCCUUCUUCUCUUCUCCCUCCAAAAACCCAUUUCCUCCAUUGCCUCAUCUGUUUCCGCAGAUUCCGAACCAGCCGAACUCUCUUCCCAGCUUUUCUCCAUCCUAUCUCGACCAAAUUGGCGGAAACAUCCUUCGCUCAACAAGCUUCUUCCUUCUAUAUCCCCAUCUCAUGUUUGUUCCCUUUUUACCCUCAAUCUUGAUCCCCAAACGGCUCUGGGUUUCUUCAAUUGGAUUGCUCUUAAACCCGGGUACAGACACGAUGUUCAGUGUCACUCUUCGCUGCUAAACAUUUUGAUUCCUAAUGGGUUUUUUCGGGUCGCUGAGAACAUUCGGAUUUCCAUGGUUAAAGCUUGUGUUUCGGUUGAAGAUGCGCGAUUUGUGUUGGAGUUGUUGCGGCGGAUGAAUCGUGAUUCUAACUUUGAGUUUAAGCUCACUUUGAGGUGCUACAAUAUGUUGUUGAUGUCUUUGGCUAAAUUUCUCAUGAUUGAUGAGUUGAAAGGUGUUUUUUUGGAGAUGGUGGAUAACAUGGUUGUGCCCAAUAUAUAUACGUUAAAUACAAUGGUAAAUGCUUAUUGUAAAAUGGGGAAUGUUGCUGAGGCAAAGUUGUAUGUAUCUAAGAUAGUCCAAGCUGGUUUGACCCUGGAUACGUUUACUUAUACUUCUUUGAUACUGGGACAUUGUAGGAACAAGGAUGUAGGUACUGCUCGUAAGGUGUUUGAGAUAAUGCCGAGAAAGGGUUGUCGAAGGAAUGAGGUUUCAUAUACGAAUCUUAUACAUGGCCUUUGCGAAGCUGACCAAAUCAAUGAUGCUUUCAACUUGUUCUUUCAAAUGGGGGAGGACAAUUGCUUUCCAACAGUGCGUACUUAUACGGUUCUUAUACAUGCAUUGUUUGAAUCGGGUAGGAGAAUUGAAGCGUACAAUUUGUUUAAGAAAAUGGUAGAGAAGGGUUGUCAGCCAAAUGUUCACACUUACACUGUGCUCAUUGGCGGUUUGUGUGAGGAAAGUAAGCUUGAUGAAGCGAGAAAUACGCUAAAUGGGAUGUUGGAGAAACGGUUAGUCCCUACUGUGGUAACUUACAAUGCUUUGAUAGAUGGAUACUGCAAGGAGGGGAUGUUAGAGGUCGCACUUGAAAUUUUGGGUUUGAUGGAAUCAAAUAAUACUUGUCCAAAUGCUCGAACAUUCAAUGAAUUGAUUUGUGGGUUUUGUGAAAGGAAAGAUGUACAUAAGGCAAUGUCAUUACUAAGUCAGAUGCUGAGCCGGAAGCUGUCUCCUAGCAUAAUCACAUAUAAUUCCUUAAUUCAUGGGCAGUGCAAGGUUGGUCAUUUAGAUAGUGCAUAUAGGUUGCUGAAUUUGAUGAAUGAAGGUGGUUUGGUUCCUGAUCAGUGGACUUAUAGUAUUUUCAUAGAUACCCUCUGCAAGGGGGGAAAUUUGAAAGAAGCCCAUGCCCUCUUUGAAUCCCUCAAGGAGAAAGGAAUAAAGGCAAAUAAAGUCAUAUAUACUGCUCUUAUUGAUGGAUAUUGCAAGGUUGGUAGAAUCAAUGAGGCACAAUCUUUGUUUAAUAGAAUGCUUGGCGAUGACUGUUUGCCAAACUCGUAUACUUACAAUGUCUUGAUAGAUGGUCUUUGCAAAGAGAAAAAGCUGCGGGAAGCAUCAUUGCUGGUGGAGACCAUGUUGUCUAGGGAUGUGAAGCCUACUGCCCUUACAUAUACAGUUCUUAUAAAAGAAAUGUUGAAAGAAGGCGACUUUGAUCACGCUCUUAGGGUUUUUGACCAGAUGAUUUCGGCUGGUAGUCAGCCUGAUGUAUUUAUUUACACUACAUUUAUUCAUGCAUACUGCAGUGUAGGAAAUUUGGAAAAAGCAGAGGAUUUGAUGGUUAAGAUGAAUAAAGAAGGAGUUUUCCCAGAUUCCUUGACCUACACAUUAUUAAUUGCUGGAUAUGGACGCUUGGGGUUUAUACAGCGUGCAUUUGAUGUUUUUAAGCGUAUGACUAAUGCUGGUUGUGAGCCUUCUCAUCAUACCUACGGUUUCCUAAUCAAGCAUAUAAAAAAUGAAGAUGGGACGAAGACAACUAGUGGUACUGCAGGACUGGAUUUGGAUUCAAAUGUACCGUUUGAAGAUCUUAAUGAUGUGUGGAGGACAAUGGAAUUCAAAGUAGUUCUAAAGCUUUUUGAUAGGAUGAAUGAACAUGGUUGUGCACCUAAUGUUGGGACUUAUGGAAAGCUCAUCAUAGGUCUCUGCAAACGGAGGUGCUUGGAGGUUGCACAAAUGGUAUUUGAUCACAUGAUAAGCCAAGGAUUUUCUCCCAGUGAAGAUAUCUAUACUGCACUUUUUAGUUGUUGCUGUGAGUUGCACGUGUAUGGAGAAGCAAUGAAGCUGGUAGAUAUUAUGAUUGAGAGUGACCACUUACCAUCUCUGGAGUAUUCCAAGUUGCUUGUUUGCGGGUUGUAUGAAGAAGCAAAUGAUGAGAAAGCAAAAUCCGUUUUUUGUAGUCUGCUCCGUUGUGGGUAUAAUUAUGAUGAAGUUGCUUGGAAAAUUCUGAUUGAUGGCUUACUUAAAAGCGGUUUGGCUGAUAGAUGCUCCGAACUCCUAAGCCUUAUGGAAAAGAUGGGGUGCCAGCUUCAUUCCCAGACAUAUUCAAUGUUGAGUGAAGUAAUUGAUGGGACAUAACUGUUUGAAA